AUGUCUCCCCUGGCGAGGGAUCUACGGCUCGCUGCGGAGCUGGGAUUAGAUUCACAUAUUGCGUGGAACGAUCCGGAAGCGUUUCGUUCCUUGGUGGCCAGUGCUGCUGAUUCCUCCAGUGCUGCGGAAUAUACAGAGAUUCCCAUCGACCAUGAGGACCCGUCGGUGGGCACUUAUCGAAAUCGGUUCUGGGUCACUGAGAAAUACUACACCCCCGGCAGCCCGGUGAUGGUUUACGACAUCGGCGAGAACACGGCACAGUACUCUGUCUCUCUGUUGACGAACUCCUCAUCAUGGCUUAGCCUACUCCUGCGGGAGUUCAAUGCCAUAGGGAUCCUAUGGGAACACCGAUACUACGGAGACUCGCUCCCAUUCCCCGUCGGCCAGGACAUGCCCCUGGAGCACUUCCAAUACCUCACCACGAAGCAAGCCCUCGCCGAUAUCCCAUACUUUGCGGCAAAUUUCAGCCGUGCAAGUCAUCCCACCGUCGACCUCACCCCGGAGGGAUCCCCUUGGAUUAUGAUAGGCGGGUCCUAUCCAGGCAUCCGAGCCGCCUUCACUCGCGACCAGUACCCGGACACCAUCUUUGCGGCCUUUGCGUCAUCCGCGCCUGUGCAGGCGCAGGUCGACAUGGGCGUGUACUUUGAGCAGGUCUACCGCGCAAUGGUAGCCAACGGAUACAGCAACUGCACCAAGGAUAUCCACGCCGCGCUGAGAUACAUCGAUAACCAACUGGCCGGGGAGGAAACGGCCGCCUCGAUCAAACGGCUCUUCCUCGGCCCUGAGGGCGAGAAAAGCAACAACGAGGAUUUCACCUCCGCACUGAGCGCGCUGUACGGUCCCUUUCAGAGCCAUGGACUCGGCGGCGGUAAUCAAAGCCUGGACAGCUUCUGCAACUAUCUCGAGCUGGAUCCUCGAACAAAUCGCUCCGCUGGUCCGGGCGGUCUGGCUCCCGUCUACGGCGACAAGUAUGCCGCCGAGCGCUGGGCCUCCUUCCCGUCCUUCAUCCCCCUCGUGAACCGGGUGUUCGGGACAAACUGCGGCGGCCUCGACACCUCCAGGCCCCCUACAUGCGAAUUCAACCUGCCCAACACGGAGCCCGACCUGAUCAGCUGGACCUGGCAGUACUGCAGCGAAUGGGGAUUUUUCCAGACCAACAACUUCGGUCCCCACGCGCUUCUUUCUCGCUACCAGACCCUGGAGUAUCAGCAGGAACUCUGUCAUCGGCAGUUGCCGAGCGCAGCCCAGACCGGACUCCUCCCGGCGUGGCCCCAGACGGAGAGUCUCAACAACGAGUUUGGCGGGUGGACGAUCCGGCCGUCGAAUGUCUAUUUCAGCGGGGGAGAAUUUGACCCGUGGCGGCCGUUGUCGGUUCUGUCGGACGAGGCAUGGGCGCCACCGGGGGUCAAUUACACCACCGAGAUCCCUGCAUGUGGAGUCUCGACCAGCGAAGACACGGUGUUCGGAUACAUCCUGAAAAACGCGGUGCACUGUCCAGACCUGAAACUCACCGCCGAGGCCGCCGUGUCGCGCGGAUACUUCAUCCAGGCGCUGAAGCAAUGGCUCCCCUGUUUCCAGGUUCGGGAUCGGAUGAAUUAG
Aspergillus clavatus NRRL 1 is the source of this 1599-nucleotide messenger RNA. Its product is annotated as putative serine peptidase, family S28. The coding region runs from base 1 to 1599 and encodes 532 amino acids. Gene Ontology annotation, molecular function: dipeptidyl-peptidase activity; serine-type exopeptidase activity. The transcript has 3 exons. NCBI's taxonomy places the organism in Eukaryota, Fungi, Ascomycota, Eurotiomycetes, Eurotiales, Aspergillaceae. Gene Ontology annotation, biological process: proteolysis. The record is from RefSeq and is a predicted model, not a curated record.